Molecule: messenger RNA, 609 nt
Organism: Impatiens glandulifera
Lineage: Eukaryota; Viridiplantae; Streptophyta; Magnoliopsida; Ericales; Balsaminaceae
Product: vesicle-associated protein 1-3-like
Exons: 6
Coding region: 1-609 (202 amino acids)
Biological process (GO): endoplasmic reticulum membrane organization
Cellular component (GO): plasma membrane; endoplasmic reticulum membrane
Source: RefSeq, a predicted model, not a curated record
AUGAGUGCCGCCUGCAAUCACCUCACCGUUCAACCUUCAGAACUCAGCUUCCCAUUCAAAUUAAAGAAGCAGAGUUCCUGUUCUCUAAUGUUGGCCAACAAUACUGAUCAACAUGUGGCGUUCAAGGUUAAAACAACCAAUCCCAAGAAAUAUUGCGUUCGUCCUAACAGUGGCUUUCUUUUACCUGGCGACUCUACAUGCAAUGUCACUGUAACAAUGCAAGCCCAAAAGAAGGCACCUUUGGAUCUGCAAUGUAAAGACAAGUUUCUUAUUCAAAGUGUCGUUGUUUCAAAGAGAAUAGCAGACAAAGAUGACAUAACUGCAGAGAAUUUCGAUAAGGCAGCUGGAAAUUUAGUCCGGGAGUUUAAAUUGCGAGUCGUUUAUGUCCAUGCUAAUCAGCCAUUGUCUGUGGUAGAAGGAUCUAAAGAAGAAGAGGAAGAAGAAGAGGAAGAAGAAGGGUCUUCUUCUUCAAGGGCAGCUGUUGUUGUUGCCUUAAAGGAGAAAGAAGAAUAUGCAAUUCAACGACAGGAAUUGGAUCCAGAGAUUGACAGAAACAAUGGGGGCGGUGGAGGUGGAAGUUUCUCGAUGAUGUUUGUGAUAUUCAUAUAA